Messenger RNA from Neomonachus schauinslandi (Hawaiian monk seal), 3521 nucleotides. It is a transcript of the gene ANGPT4, whose product is annotated as angiopoietin 4. Lineage: Eukaryota; Metazoa; Chordata; Mammalia; Carnivora; Phocidae. The coding region runs from base 204 to 1700 and encodes 498 amino acids. Gene Ontology annotation, molecular function: receptor tyrosine kinase binding. The record is from RefSeq and is a predicted model, not a curated record. The transcript has 9 exons. Gene Ontology annotation, biological process: signal transduction.
GCAGCUGUGGUAUUUGGAGCAAGUAUAAAUAGCUGCUUGGACAGAGCUCGGCCAAGCAGGGGUUUGUCGCUGCCGCGGCUCCGCGCGCAGGCCUGUCCUCGGCUGGCCACGGCGGCCCGUCCUGGGCGGGGAGCCCGGCGGUGGGCAGGCGGAGCACCCUGGGGGCUCGGAGCCCACAGCCCUCGCCCUCGCCACAUCUCCGGAUGCUCUUCCGGCCGGCCAUGCUGCUGGGCGGCCUCCUCCUCGUCGUGGCCGCUGUGGCUGUGGCCCAGCGGAGGGGGCAGGAGGCGAGUGGGCGCCGCCGGGCACACCGCGUCCAGCAUGGCCAGUGUAGCUACACCUUCGUGCUGCCUGAGCCGGAGCCCUGCCCGCCAGAGCCGGAGGCCUUCGGGGGCUCCAACAGCCUCCAGAGGGACUCGCCAGCGGCCGCACUGAACCUAGCCGACUGGCCGGCCCAGCGAGUGCGACAGCUGGAGAAGGUGCUGGAGAACAACACACAGUGGCUGCAGAAGCUAGAAAGGUACAUCCAGAUGAACUUGAGAUCAGAGCUGGCACAGGUCCAACAGCACAUGGUCCAGAACCAGACGGCCACCAUGCUGGAGCUAGGCACCAGCCUCUUGAACCAGACCACCGCCCAGACCCGCAAGCUGACUGAUGUGGAGGCUCAGGUCCUGAACCAGACAUCCCGAAUGGAGAUCCAGCUGCUGGAGACCUCGCUGUCCACCAACAAGCUGGAGAAACAGCUACUACUGCAGGGCCAUGAGCUCCACAGGCUGCAGGGCCGCAACAGCGCGCUGGAGACGCGGGUGCAGGCCCUGGAGACGCAGCAGCAGGCGGAGCUGGCUUCUCUCCGCGGCGAGAAGGAGCGGCUGCGGCGUCUGCUGGGCCGCCAGAGUGGCGCCCUCGCCGGCCUCGAGCGCAGCCUGCGCGCCGCCAGCGGCAACUCCAGUCUCGUGCAGCGGGAGCAGCGCCGGCUGCUGGAGUCCGUGCAGCGCCUGGUGCGCGUCGUGGCCCAGGGCCCGGCCUCUGUGAGAGCAGCUGAGCACGUGUUCCAGGACUGUGCAGAGAUCCAGCGCUUCGGGGCCAAUGCCAGUGGCAUCUACACCAUCCAUGUGGCCAAUAUGACGGAGCCCAGGAAGGUGUUCUGUGACAUGGAGGCCAAUGGAGGCGGAUGGACUCUCAUCCAGCGCCGUGAGAAUGGCAGCGUGAAUUUCCAGCGGAACUGGAGAGAUUACAAACAGGGCUUCGGUGACAUGGCGGGGGAGCACUGGCUGGGCAAUGAGGUGGUGCACCAGCUCACCAGCAGGGCAGCCUACUCUCUGCGCGUGGAGCUGCAAGACUGGGAGGGCAACGAGGCCUAUGCCCAGUAUGAGCAUUUCCAGCUGGGCAGCGAGGGGCAGCUGUACAGGCUUUCUCUGAGUGGGUACAGCGGGUCAGCAGGACGCCAGAGCAGCCUGGUCCUGCAAGGCACCAACUUCAGCACCCGUGACGCAGACAAUGACAACUGCCUCUGCAAGUGUGCCCAGAUGCUGUCUGGAGGGUGGUGGUUUGACGCCUGCGGCCUCUCCAAUCUCAACGGCAUCUACUACCCAGCUCGCCACCACACGCGCAAGCUCAACGGCAUCCGCUGGCACUACUUCCAGGGCCCCAGCUACUCGCUGCGGGCCACUCGCAUGAUGCUGCGCCCUGUGGGCAUUUGAGAGGCAGUCGCGCCCGGAGGCUGGACCCAGGGGAAGAGCCAGGGCGAGCUGGACCCCAAACACAGGGCAUAGUGCCAGGGCCUUGUCCUGGAUACCCUGGGCCUCCUGAGGCCGCUCUCCUUUCCUGCCCGGGAGUCAGAGGGUCCGCUGCCUCCCUGUUCCCCUCAAGUUGUGAGAUGGUGGGUAAUGGGGGGAUCCUGCCUCUACAGUGUCCCUCUGUCCUCUUCCCUCUGUCUCCUGCACGGGCCCCCUGCCAGCUUGAGGGUCACAACACCCUGAAUGAGCUGAGAACAGACUUCAUGUAGGUCCUCAAAGAAAUACAUGACUAACAGUCCACCCCUCCUAGGCCCCAGCAUCUGGAGCUCAGACCUGGUCUCUUGGAGGCUCCAGAAGAUCUAACAAGGAUUUCUUUACCCCCAGUGUGUCCUCGAAGGUGUUCCGGAGAGAAUAACUCAGGCUCCCCUCGAAAAGUACCUAUGGAGGGAAACACCAGCUUAAAUCAAUAUGAACAGGCAUCCAUAGCUGCAGGACUUGUCAGAGCCUUUAGUGUGGGCAUAUGCCUUCUGACUGCCUGUGAAGAGGUUAGAGUGGGCAGCUUUCUCCAAGUGUCCUUAUUGGAAAACAGGCCUUCUUUAUCCCAGAGCAUCUCUCGGGGCUGCAGAUGCCCUUGGAAAAAGUUGGUCAAGUGUGAAGAGGAGGAGCCCUAGCUCCCCACCCCCAUCUGCACUCACACUCUCGAGCUACAAGAGACACAGUGAUGGUCUCAAACAGCCUCUAAAAGCAACUGGAAGAAGCUUUGGGUUAAAGAAGACACAUGCCACCCCUGAAGAAGGAUCUAGAACUAAGUUUCCGAUCUGUGCUGUGGGCUGGGGUCCUGCCAGGCUCCUUCUGGCCCCAGGAAGCCAGAUAUCUGCCUGGUGGCUACCCUCUCAGCACUCCCUGUAGCCCUAGCCCACCUUGGCUCAAGUUUCAGGGACUGUUGGGGACUGUCCACUCUGCCUUGGGCAGGAUGCCAUCUUCAAGUCCAGAUCCUCCCAGCCUCCAAGCCAGGACCCUAGCCCUCUCCUCCCACCUGAUCCAACAGUGAUGCUGCAGUUGGGGGUUUGAGGAAAGUGGGAGUGUGGGGCAGAGCCGGCCUUGGCCUGGGUCUGGGAGACCAGGGGCUCCCCAUGAGCUUCCUUCAGAGGACAGGGUCAGAGAGGGGCCACAGCCACCCUGCCACCCACCCCCAUCACUGUCACCCUCCUCGGGCCUGGUGAGGCCAGCACCGUCCUGCUGUCUUCAGCCAACACCCAGACCAGCCGAGACCAACCUGCUCUCCCACCAGGGUACGCCUCUGUCUUCAGGUUUUCUCCUGGAUGAGGCUGGGAUGGUGGAAAUGGGCCACUUUUCCCACCUGUCCUUGAGUCCCGCAUCAGCUGAUCCCCUGGCAAAGCCAGCACAGAUUAACACUGAUCUCUUUGAAAAAAACAAAGGAUGGGGUUGCCAAUGGUGGCCUUUCAGGCAGGAGGGGGAAAUUACCGAGGGGCAGGGUGCUGCCCAGAAGGCUCACGUGGCCUCACACAGCAUUUGCUGGGCAGGCCUUCAUUUAGCAUCUACCGCGUGCCCAGCCGUGCUGCCGGCGGGACUCUGGAAUUGGACAGACCUGCUCCAGCUCCUGGACUUGAGGCCAGUGGCUCAGCCUCUCAAGGCCUCAGUUGCCUUGUCUGUGAACUAGAAAUGAUGCUCUCUCCUGGCUGGGCUGUGGCAGGAGGCAAUGAAACCGUGUAUGUCAACUUUGUAACGGGGCUCGGCAUGAGCAGGUGCCUAAUAAAGUUUAGU